Molecule: messenger RNA, 2197 nt
Organism: Scleropages formosus (Asian bonytongue)
Lineage: Eukaryota; Metazoa; Chordata; Actinopteri; Osteoglossiformes; Osteoglossidae
Gene: dtwd1
Product: DTW domain containing 1
Exons: 4
Coding region: 47-943 (298 amino acids)
Biological process (GO): tRNA modification
Cellular component (GO): nucleus
Molecular function (GO): tRNA-uridine aminocarboxypropyltransferase activity
Source: RefSeq, a predicted model, not a curated record
UGGGCUGGGCUGCUAGGACGUCACCUGCUGUUAGUCAGUGUUUGGGAUGUCGGCAGACUUACCUGCCCCAAAAAAGGGUGAUCCGUGCUUUGUCUGCACUGAAAGCCUUCAGAGGUCCUCAUGUAACUCAUCUUCCAAAGAUGAGCCUAAGGCUGAGCCUCUCCUGGGCUUGAAACUAGCCUCACAUGCCCCCUUGGAGCGAGCACAGUCUGCAGGCAGGUUGAAGUGCCCCAAGUGUGCCGGAUCCAGGAUGUUUUACUGCUACACGUGUUUCUCUUUAGUGGGCAUCAGUCAGCAGGAGAUCCCCACUGUCAAGCUGCCAAUUAAAAUAGACAUCAUUAAGCAUCCAAAUGAGACGGAUGGCAAGAGCACAGCCGUGCACGCCAAGCUCAUUGCCCCAGACGAUGUCACAGUGUACACCUACCCCUGUAUCCCUGAGUAUGAGAGCGAGAGACAUGAAGUUGUGUUAGUUUUCCCAGGUUCACAGUCAGUGACAGUGGAGGAAAUGUCAAAGCAGCUGCUUGAGAUUCCCAAGAAAAGUUCAGAUGAUUCUACAGAUGCUCCCUGCCCAAAAAGACUGAAGAGGGAGGUCAAGUCACUGGAAGAACAAUGUACAAAAAACCAGCAAGGAGUAUGUCCUCUCCAAAGGGUAGUCUUUAUUGACAGCACGUGGAAUCAGACAAAUAAAAUAAUCACAGAUGAGAGACUUCAAGCCUUGCUUCAAGUUGAGCUCAAGACAAGGAAGACCUGUUUCUGGCGUCAUCAGCGAGGGUCUCCAGACACUUACUUGGCAACAAUUGAAGCCAUUUAUUACUUUCUCAAGGAUUUUCAUAUGCAGUGCUUAUCAGAGGAGUAUCAAGGAGAAUACGACAAUCUACUUUACUUUUUUGUGUACCUGCACAAGCUGAUUAACAAUGCCAAGAAAGCUGCUGGGAAACUGUAAACAAGGUCCAUUCAUAUACAGUAUAGUGAGCUGCUGUGAACUCUCAAGAUUUGAAGUUUUGUUCUCCUAUAAGAACUGGCACAACUUGACAAAUCAUUAUAAACUGAAGACCAUUUUCCUUUAUGUGGACUGUGAAUACAAAAUCAAGGAGAGAAAAAGAAUGGGCAAACAUAUGGGUCAGUAAGCGUGCCCCUGAGACCAGAUAAAAAUUUCAGAGCUUUGAUCACUGCAAAGUGACCAAUAGUAACAAUUUUUUAAAAAUCCAGUGGUCAUCAGAGUGCAGGUUUCAGAAUUAAACAGAUUAAAGGAAAUUACAUUUUAUUUUGUGUAUUCAUUCUAGAUUUUGUAAAAGGUUUAACUUAUAUUUUAUAAGUUAAAGAAGACAGUGCUAGAGUAGAAUCUUUCAGCCCUGAUCGUUGUGUACCUGCAAUUUUUCUUUUGUUUGAGAACAUGUCUCAGUUACUGAGCUGAAUGAGUUCCAUGUCAUAUGUAAUGGUGCAAAAAUCAUUAAAGAUGUUUAAUUUUCUCUUACUAACAGUUGUCAUUAUUUCAGCAAAGCAGCUGGUAUAAUUAUAUGCUACAUCUUUCAUAGUUGUAAAACAAUUAAAGGACUGAUGCUUAGUAUUAACUCAAGAAAUACUGAAUAAAUUUCCAGGAAUACUGAAUAAAAAAACAAGAUUGUAUAUCUUGAAUCUUUGCCAGCUUUCUUUGACCAAUGGGAAUUAUGUUUCAAAAUUAUCCUAUACAAAGCCCUUCUCUAAAUGCAUUUGCAUGUUUUUUCGUCAUAUGAUUUAUUCAGUAACAGCUGAAUUGCACAAAAUUGCAUUAAGAGGUACGCUUCAAAAAAAAAAAAAACUAUAUACAGGCAUCCCAUAACCAGCUGAGAGCCACUGAUUGUGAGGAUGGAAAGUACAGUACAUAUGGAACCAAUUUAAAUGUUAAAACAGUGUAAAAGUUAAAGAUCUUUCACUAUUUUUGUGAUGGGCUAAGGCAGGUGGUGAGUUGGCAUUAUGGGUACAUAAGUUCAAUUUAGCAUCUGUGUUAUUUCAGGAACCAUAAAAAUUCAGGCCAUGCACAAGGUGCAGUUAUUUCUAGCUCUUAAGAGUGCUCUAUGUAGUUUCAUUUAACCUCUGAAUACUGUAGACAUUUUUAUAACUUCAGUGUUAAAAUUUUCUCUUAAAAAGUAUAUGUAGAUCUACAUAUCUAAAUACUUAUUAGAAUUGUAGUAAUAUUAAUGUUUAGAAUGUAAGUGAA